This is a messenger RNA of Talpa occidentalis (Iberian mole), 1920 nucleotides long. RefSeq names its product microfibril associated protein 5 (gene MFAP5). NCBI's taxonomy places the organism in Eukaryota, Metazoa, Chordata, Mammalia, Eulipotyphla, Talpidae. Gene Ontology annotation, cellular component: microfibril. The record is from RefSeq and is a predicted model, not a curated record. Gene Ontology annotation, biological process: embryonic eye morphogenesis. The coding region runs from base 173 to 673 and encodes 166 amino acids. The transcript is spliced from 10 exons.
CAUUCUGUCUUGCUCUCCUUCAUCUCAUUGUUUCAGAUUAGGACAAAUUUGAAGUCCUUUCCAGGGAGUGGCCUGUUCGUCUUACUCUCCAGCCAAAGUAGAAACAGCGUGAGAAGGAGACACACUCAGCAGCCAAAGGACUUGGUGGAAAGAGCAGAGGAUCCUGGACAACAUGCUGCUCUCGGGACCUGCGAUGCUGCUGCUGCUCACUGCUCUCAUCAUCCCCUCUGACUGGACACCACUAGGGGCCAAUGGCCAACGAGGAGAUGAUGAUGUGACUCCAGAGCCAUUCACAGAAGAUCCUAAUCUGGUGAAUGAUCCGGCUACAGAUGAAACAGUUCUGGCUGAUAUCGAAGAUGACCUGGCUUCAUCCAAUGACAGAAAUACCACCGCAGAGUGCCGAGAUGAGAAAUUUGCUUGCACAAGACUCUAUUCUGUGCAUCGGCCAAUUAAGCAAUGCAUUCAUCAUCAAUUAUGUUUCACCAGUUUACGACGGAUGUACAUCAUCAACAACGAGAUCUGCUCCCGUCUUGUCUGUAAAGAACAUGAAGCUAUGAAAGAUGAAAUUUGUCGUCAGAUGGCUGGUCUGCCCCCAAGGCGACUUCGGCGCUCCAACUAUUUCCGGCUUCCUCCCUGUGAAAAUGUGGAUUUGCAGAGACCAGGUGGUCUGUGAUUACCCAGCAGGAGUAAAGGAAACACAUGAAUGGGAGGAGAGAAUGCCGGAGACUGGGGAGUGCUUUAUCCAACCAUUGCCAGCUAACCCAUAGACAUUAGGAUUUCUUAAACCAGUCCCUUUGCGGUGCCUAGCUUUUGCCCCUACUCCCUGAUUUUUCACUAGACUGAUAAAAUUUCACUUUUUAGUACUUCAAAUACAAAGUCUAUUAUUGCAUUAUUUACCCUCUUCCCAAUAUCAUAAAUAUAGUAGAUAAUUGACAACCGUGUGGCUUAUAUGCAAACAUUCUACAUAUAAUUUCAACUUCAGGUAGAAGCUGUGAUUGUGUUUUGACUAGCCAUAGGAUUUCAUUUAUUUUCCUUGCAAGAGUUUCCUAGAUUUAACUCACCCUUCAUCUACAUACAAUUAUUUGGCCGGAUUGAGCUAAUAAUUAUCUGGCAAAUAUUCCUUAUGGAUCAUGCAAUUUUUUAGUCCUAGAAAAAUUCUGCACAGCCAAUUCUUCUAAUAAUACAUUAAGACCCAAAGUGUUUUCUGAGGAUAAACAAAAAGAAUGAAUUUGGGACUCAUACUUCCCAAUUUGAUUUUUCAGGAAGGACUGGAAAUAAGUUUCAAUUACUUUCUCACCUAUGGUAGUAUUGGAGUUAUACCACCUCCACAAGAUAAUUGUGAAACCAAAUCAUUGGCCUGAGUUUCCUUGAGUUGGUGCUGUUUCAUUCUAGCCACUUAGCAAAAUAUGUAAGGAUUUUCACUAUUAGAUCCCGGUUUGGGAUAUUGCCAGAAAUUUUUCUGUCCCCUUCAGGCCCCAAUACCAGUUAGUUUCAUGCUUUACUCUCAUUUCUCUUUUGCACAAGGAAAUUCCUGUAUUGUGCCCAUCUUUCAUACUUCCAUUCUCUCCUUUAAAAAAAAAAAAAAAAAGCCACAUUUCUAACAUGCAUUCAGUCCUUUUCUCACAGAAAAGUCUUAAUACCCCCAUAACUUUCCCUUAAUUCCAGGUCAGAUUUUCAGGGGGUAGGAGGACCUCCCUGGUGGCACAAGGGGUUGAAUCACAGCACUAUGUAGCUCUCCGCAGCCACUGCAGUUCGAUCCCCAGCCAGGGAGCUACCCACAUGGUGCAGCAGAACUCUCCUGCCUCGCCCGCUGCUCCCCUCAGCAGUGUUUUCAGUCAAUCCACCUGUUCUGUUCCACACUCUAUCUCUGGUGAAUCUUCUCAGCCCCCGCACCUCUGGCCUAUACCCCAGAGUUCUUGA